AUGGCAUUUAGUAAUUCAAGCUUCUACACCACUGGAAUGGAAGGUUUGAAAAGAGAUGAAGAGAUCUGUAUUAAAUUUCCUCCUAAAGUCAGCUCUCCAGGCUUGGUUAAUCUGCUUCGGGAGAAAGGUAAGAACGGAAACCUCAUGGACUUUGCUGGGCCAAGACUUCAUCUCCAGAUGGUCGUCACUUUUCUUCUCACUCAAACAAUUCAUAGUAUGCUCAAACACUUGGGAUUGCCAAUGUUCAUCUCCCAAGUUCUUGCAGGGAUAAUACUCGGUCCUAUGGUUAUCAAGGAUCCCUAUUCAUUGAUUAUAAUGUCAGAGGAUAGUAUUGUAGUUCUAGGUACCGUGGCAUCCUUCGGAUAUGUGUUCUUUUUGUUUUUAAGUGGGGUGAAAAUGGAUGUCAGCAUGAUAUAUAAGUCUGGAAGGAAAGCUGUAUGUAUUGGUUUCCUUACAGUGGUGGUACCUUUGAUAGUUUGUUUGAUAACGGUUAAGGCUCUUCACACAGAAGGCGAAUUGUUUACAAAUAAAAGUUUCUUUCUUGCAGUAACAUACUCCGGGACUUCAUUUCCAGUAAUACAUUGCCUUCUCAGCGAGCUGAAAAUCCUAAAUUCUGAAAUUGGCAGGCUAGGACUAUCAGCAGCACUCAUCGGGGACAUCGUGUCGCUAGUUCUUAUGAAUAUUAGCCAAUGGGUGAGGAUAGGGCUUGAAAAGGGAAUAGAAGUGGUUCUGCCUCAUUCUGGACUAGCUAUAGGCUUUGUUUUAGUUGUGGUAUUUGUGCUACGACCUGUGAUGAAAUGGAUGGCAAAAAACACGCCUGAGGGUGGCCGGCUAAAUGAUAUAUUCCUUUAUGCUGUUAUUUGGGCGUUCAUGAUGUCACCUAAGCUUACCGAAGUAUUUAGAAUAUUCCUUCUCUUUGGCCCAUUUAUUUUGGGAUUGGCUGUCCCGGACGGACCCCCAAUGGGAUCUGCUCUUGUUGAAAUGUUGGACCCUGUUAUUUCAGGGUUGUUUUUGCCUUUGUUUGCUACAACAUGUGGCAUGAGGAUUGAUCUAUCUUACCUCAAAAAGAGUAAUCCGUUUGCAAAGCACCAAGCAAUUGCAGCGGUAGUAACACUUAUUGUCAAAUUUUGGGUUUCUUUACUACUGCCUUUAUUAUGCAAUAUGUCCACGAGGGAUUCUUUGGCACUUGCUUUUAUAAUGAUAACCAAAGGUAUCGUUGAGAUGGGUUCCUAUAGCUUCUUGAAUGACACCCGGGCUAUAUCAGAAGAUCUAUUUGCUUUCAUGAGUAUUAUCAUCAUUUUGGUCGCAAGCGUUGUGCCAAUACUUGUGAAAAGAUUCUAUGAUCCAUCAAGAAAGUAUGUAUGCUACCAGAAAAGAAGCAUCAUGCAUUCCAAGCUCAAUGAGGAGCUGCGAAUGAUAGGUUGCAUUCAUAUACCAGGAAAUGUCAAUUCUAUCAUUAACAUGUUGAAUGCCUCCUGUCCAACCAGAGAAAGCCCCGUUGCUCUUGAUGUCCUUCACCUUGUUAAGCUCAGCGGACGAGCCACACCAGUUUUCAUUGCUCAUCAAAAGCAAAACAAAAUUUUGUCUAACGAAUCAUACUCUGAGAAUAUCGUCCUCUCUUUUAACCAGUUUGAGCGGGACAAUUGGGAAGCUAUAUCAGUGAAUGUUUUCACCGCAGUCUCUCCACCAAAUUUGAUGUACGAGGAUAUAUGCAAUCUCGCCAUGAACCGACUCACAGCCAUCAUAAUACUUCCAUUUCACCGAAGAUGGUAUAUUGAUGGGACCAUUGAAUCAGAAGACCAAACCAUAAGGAGCUUGAAUUGUGACAUCUUGGAAAUGGCGCCUUGCUCAGUCGGCAUCCUUGUUGAAGGACGCCGCCAUCUAAAACGCUCCAAUUCUAGAGAUAAAUUAUCAUCAGAUAACUCCUCAUCAUACAACGUUGCUGUGAUCUUCUUGGGGGGUAAAGAUGAUAGGGAGGCUCUAUCGUUAGCCAAACGUAUGUCCCAAGAUAAAAGGGUUAACCUAACUGUAAUUCAUCUGAAAGCUGCAAACUGCGUAGGCACCAUCUUAGCUGAGCGAAUCCUUGAUGAUGCAAUGUUAAGGUAUAUUAAAGAAAGUGUAUACAUAACAUACAUUCAGAAGCAGGUAAAUGAUGGACCUGAAACUUCAACGUUUCUUCGAUCCAUUGUGGAUGACUACCAGCUUAUCAUUGUUGGGAGACGAUACAACCAUGAAGAUCCCCAAACUUUUGGCCUGCAGGAAUGGAGUGAAUUUCAAGAGAUUGGGAUUAUUGGAGACCUACUUUCGUCAGCAGAUUUUGGUGGCAAUUAUUCUGUGUUGAUUGUGCAACAUCAACAACAAAAGACUGCAUAAGCCCUAGUACAAAUGAUCAUAUAAAGUUGCCAAAUGCUUUCUUGCUCACUUGCUCAUAUCCCUUGGACGAGGUGUGCCUUUGUAUUAACCAAACA
Molecule: messenger RNA, 2468 nt
Organism: Durio zibethinus
Lineage: Eukaryota; Viridiplantae; Streptophyta; Magnoliopsida; Malvales; Malvaceae
Product: cation/H(+) antiporter 4-like
Biological process (GO): regulation of pH; proton transmembrane transport
Cellular component (GO): membrane; endomembrane system
Molecular function (GO): antiporter activity
Source: RefSeq, a predicted model, not a curated record